Molecule: messenger RNA, 417 nt
Organism: Asparagus officinalis (garden asparagus)
Lineage: Eukaryota; Viridiplantae; Streptophyta; Magnoliopsida; Asparagales; Asparagaceae
Exons: 4
Coding region: 1-417 (138 amino acids)
Cellular component (GO): endoplasmic reticulum
Source: RefSeq, a predicted model, not a curated record
AUGGACUGCCCCUUGAGGUUAAUCCAAGGCGGGGUUCCUCAGAUGAUAACUAGGGGAAGGGGUAAGAUCGUAAAUGUCGGCAGUGUUUCAGCUCCGCCUACUCAAAGAUACUUUGAGGAGUUACAAUACUACCUAAGAAACAUGGACAUGCAUAAAUUGAUAAAAAGCAUGGUGAAGAAGCCUAUCAGAAAAUUAAAAAAAAUCCACAUUCUGUUACUAUUUACAUCUUUGCCCACUAUUUAUUUUAUGCACAUAAUAUCCAAAAUUCUCUACAAGUUGGAAAUUAGGACUUUCGAUAUCAGUGUUGUAAGUGUGGUUCUAGGAGCAAGCAGAUCAAACUUGGGGAACACAUCUCUGGAGAGAUACAACACACUUCCUGAAUGGAAGUUCUACAAACUGUUCGAGGCCGCAAUAUGA